Salvia splendens (bonfire salvia) is the source of this 2022-nucleotide messenger RNA. Its product is annotated as erythroid differentiation-related factor 1-like. The coding region runs from base 157 to 2022 and encodes 621 amino acids. The transcript has 8 exons. NCBI's taxonomy places the organism in Eukaryota, Viridiplantae, Streptophyta, Magnoliopsida, Lamiales, Lamiaceae. The record is from RefSeq and is a predicted model, not a curated record. Gene Ontology annotation, biological process: positive regulation of DNA-templated transcription.
CGAUUUAGCUGAAGAGGAAAAAACCACUCCAGAAAACCCUCAACAUUCAAUGAUCAGCAAACUCCAUUCGCCAUCAAAAUUGAUUGUCACUUUUUAAACCCUAGAAAAGUGUAAUUUCAGCUCUGCUGCUUAUUAAUUCUGCGUUUUCAGUGAUAAAUGGAGAAGCAGGGAUCAGGUUCGCUGGAAUUACAAUGCGUCGGAAAACUGGAAAUCGCGCGGCCGAAGCCCGCCGGUUUUCUUUGCGGCUCAAUUCCGGUGACCACCGAUGAGGCUUUUCACGAUUUUAGCUCCGCAGCUCUAGUUCCGUCUCCGAAUACGUUAUGCGCUCCAAGGUAUCGGAUGAUUCCUGCAGAAACUGAUCUGAAUGCACUCCCUUUACUAUCAAGUAUUCCUGAAAGAGUGUUACCAAUUGCCGCCACACAGGCAAAAACAGAUGGAGAUUCUUCCUGGCAAGGUGUGUCUAUUACGUCAAGUCUUGCAAGGAAAGGAGAAGCACUUGCUGUAACUGGUUUAGCAGAAUAUGGAGACGAGAUAGAUGUGAUAGCCCCAGCUGAUAUUCUAAAACAAGUAUUUAAGAUACCAUACUCCAAGGCUCGAGUCUCAAUUGCAGUUCACCGUGUUGGACAAACACUCGUCCUGAAUAGCGGGCCUGAUUCUGAAGAAGGAGAAAAACUUAUCCGAAGGCAAAACCAUCAGCCAAAAUGUGUAGAUCAGUCCUUGUUUCUGAACUUUGCAAUGCAUUCGGUAAGAAUGGAGGCUUGUGAUUGCCCUCCGAGUCAUAACACUUCAACGGAGGAGCAGUUUAAAUCAUCUAAUUACACUGAUGAAUGCAUUACAAGUGAAGGGUCGAUUGGACCCUCAAACCACCCGAAGCAAGGGCAUCAUGCACCGGAUAGGCAGCGUGAAGGUAUUGUUCAGAAAGACAAAUAUGGCAAUCAAGAAGAGUUCCCCUCAGGCAGAAAGGAGGAUGAUGCUUUCUGGGGGAAGAAAAAGAAUAAAAGACAUAAAGGUAGUGAAACUACCAAGAAGGUCUCAGAAGUCAAAGAAAAGCUAAGGUGCCCGGUUCAAGAAUCUGAAAAGUACAGAAAAGUUGGUGCAGAUGAUUUUCUAAGGAUUCUAUUCUGGCAGUUCCAUAACUUCCGUAUGCUUUUGGGAAGUGACUUGCUAAUCUUUAGCAAUGAAAAAUUUGCAGCCGUGAGCUUGCAUUUAUGGGAUGUUUCACGGAAGGUCACUCCAUUGACCUGGCUUGAGGCAUGGUUGGACAACUUUAUGGCUAGUGUUCCUGAAUUGGCCAUCUGCUAUCACGAGAAUGGUGUCGUUCAGGGAUACGAGCUAUUGAAAACUGAUGAUAUUUUUCUACUGAAAGGUGUAUCUGAUGAUGGAACUCCUGCUUUUCAUCCUAAUGUUGUCCAGCAAAAUGGUCUUUCUGUUAUGAGGUUCCUUGAGGAGAACUGCAAGCAAGACCCUGGGGCUUACUGGCUUUAUAAAAGUGCUGGAGAAGAUGUUGUGCAGCUGUUUGAUCUUUCAGUCAUUCCUAAAAACCAUUCUGCUGAUAAUUGUCAUGAUGCUACUGGCCCGUUGCCAUCUUUGAUUUAUGGAAGAAGAAGUGAUUCUGUUCUCUCCCUGGGCACUCUACUUUACCGAAUAGCACAUAGAUUAUCACUGUCAAUGUCUUCUAAUAACAGGGCAAGAUGCGCAAGCUAUUUCCAAAAGUGUCUUAGUUUCUUGGAUGAACCAGAUCAUCUAGUGGUGCGUGCGCUUGCUCAUGAACAAUUUGCAAGGCUCCUCUUGACCUACAAAGAAGAGUUUGAGUUAACAUCUGCAGUGCCUCCGGUAAAGUCAGAAGUUAUUAUUUCUGAUGCUGAAGAAGAGUCAGUAGAUUUUAUUAGUGGCUCAACAUCAAGUAUUCAAGAUAUUGUCUAUCCACCUGUCAGCACAGUUGAAAAGCCUGACAAUGCAGGUUCUCUACAACAUAUCGAACUAGAAAAGACUUCUCAGAAGUCAUGUGGCCAAGAUAUAUAA